This is a messenger RNA of Amaranthus tricolor (Joseph's coat), 3336 nucleotides long. Its product is annotated as ABC transporter A family member 12-like. The coding region runs from base 219 to 2831 and encodes 870 amino acids. The transcript has 18 exons. Gene Ontology annotation, molecular function: ATP hydrolysis activity; lipid carrier activity; ATP binding. Gene Ontology annotation, cellular component: intracellular membrane-bounded organelle; membrane. Lineage: Eukaryota; Viridiplantae; Streptophyta; Magnoliopsida; Caryophyllales; Amaranthaceae. The record is from RefSeq and is a predicted model, not a curated record. Gene Ontology annotation, biological process: lipid transport; transmembrane transport.
UAUCUCUUCUCCUGCUUUUCCUCUAUGUCUUUAUCCAAACUAAAAUCAUGCACAAUAAUUGUUUAGAAUUUAUGUUGAAUAAUUUUAAAGUCAAAUUUGAGUCUACGUGAAGUCGUGAAGUCGUGAACCGUGUCGGAAAUUUGUUUUAAUGACUCACAUUUGCAACAAUUCGUUAUUUCUCUGAAAAUAUUUCUCCUUCUCUGCACAAAUCGUUAACAAUGGCAAAUGUCGUCCCUGGGAAAUCCAGUUAUUUGGCUCAAUCCAAUGCUUUGCUUAGGAAAAACUUAACUUAUCAGAAAAGAAACAAAUGCCAGAAUUGCUGCCUAUUUGUUUUCCCAGUGGUGAUAUUGGGAUUACUAACGAUCAUGAAUAACUACUUACAACAUCUUCAAGAAGCAAAACAAAAUUUGUUGCCACCAAUUCUGAAUCCCCCGGAAAUGCCUCCUGCUAUUCAAAUCCCAAUUGAUCAAGACUUACCAAACCCUAAUUGCAGGAUUAACUCUUCUUGCUCUGCUUCUUUUCUUUUUACGGCCUACAAUCAAUCUUUUGCCCAAGGUGUGGUUGAUGACAUGUUUCCAACUCCUACCUCUGUGAAUUCAUCUGACCUUCUCACGCACCUAGUCUUGGGAACCCCUUCAAUGUCUGACAACAAGAAUGUUUCUCAUGAGGAAUCACGACUUUAUUACCUCCAACAAAAAUGCUAUAAGAAUUCUUCCAUAUUUGUGCCCAUUGAGUUGGACUGCAUGGAGGGACUAACACUGUGGAGGAAUAGCACCUCUAAAAUCCAUGAUGAACUAAUCAUUGGUGAUUCUCGUACUAAUAACAAUGAGGAAAAGGAAUUUGCCGGGGCUUUUGAUCUUCAGAACUCCGACAACCAGAAUUUCAACGUAAUUGUAUGGUACAAAACUGUAAAGGAUGAACAAUCUUCACCCCAAAUGCAAGCAGACGUUAUAAGUUUGCUAAAUAUGGUAUCAAUUGCCUUCCUGCGAUUUGUACGAGGGGCAGAUGCACAAAUAUCAGUAGAGUUCUUCAAAGAUAUGCCAAAAAGUAUUGAUUUGAAUCUGCCACAUCUUGUCACAUUGAUGAGUACACUCUUGUUCAUAUGGAUUAUUGUUUGGUUAUUCCCUGUCAUGCUGCAAGCUCUGGUUUAUGAAAAGCAAGAGAAACUCCGGAUGAUGAUGAAAAUGCAUGGGCUUAGUGACGGAGCUUAUUGGACUAUUUCAUAUGGCUACUUUGCUCUUGUGUCAAUAAUCUAUAUGCUAUGUUUCGUAGCAUUUGGUUCACUUCUUGGACUAGGCUUCUUCACAAUGAAUGCUUUAACCAUCCAGUUGGUGUUCUACUUUGUUUAUGCAAACUUGCAAGUUUCUUUGGCAUUUUUGGCUUCUGAGUUAUUCUCCAAUGUUAAAACAGCUUCAGUUGUGGGUUAUCUGCUUGUCUUUGUGACUGGUUUGCUGGGGAAUUUCCUUUUCUUGAACUUGCUCGAGACACCCUUUUUUCCAAGAAUAUGGGUGACAGUUCUUGAGCUGUUUCCUGGGUUCUCAUUAUUUCGUGGGUUAUAUGAACUACAACAAUAUGCUCUUGAAGGAAUUACGGUUGAUAACGGAGGCAUGAAGUGGCAAGACUUGAAUGAUCCUAACAAUGGAAUGAAAGAGGUCGUCAUCAUUAUGUUUCUAGAGUGGCUACUUACUCUAUUUUUAGCAUAUUAUGUCGAUCGUGUGUCAAUAUCCGGAUGUUGGUGGAAAAAGGCUUCAUCGUCUGCAAGGCAACCUACUCUGUCAAGUCAUGAAUCUCAAAUUUCAUUUCAAACAGAGAAAACAGAUGUAAUUCAACAGAGGGAGACUGUGGAACAACUGACACUCGAAGCGACUGCAAGCCAUGCCAUUGUCUGUAACAACAUAAGAAAAGUGUACGCAGCAAGAGAUGGAAACCCUCCAAAAGUUGCAGUCAAAGGAAUGUAUCUUGCCUUGCCUCAGACAGGUUGCUUUGGGAUGCUUGGCCCCAAUGGUGCUGGAAAAACUUCAUUCAUUAGUAUGAUGAUUGGGCUUACAAAGCCAACUUCAGGAUCAGCAUUCAUAAAUGGUUUGGACAUGAGCACAAAUAUGGAUGAGAUAUACUCAAUGAUGGGUGUUUGUCCUCAGCAUGAUCUUCUGUGGGAAACUCUGACAGGAAGAGAGCAUCUAUUGUUUUAUGGUAGACUAAAGAACCUUAAAGGUGCUGCACUAAUGGAGGCAGUGGAAGAAUCUCUGAAAAAUCUGAACUUAUUUUGCGGAGGUGUUGCCGACAAACAAGCUGGAAAAUACAGUGGUGGUAUGAAGAGAAGACUCAGUGUAGCUAUCUCCUUAAUCGGAGAUCCAAAGGUGGUAUUCAUGGAUGAACCUAGCACUGGAUUGGAUCCCGCUUCCAGGAACAGUCUGUGGAAUGUUGUGAAGCAUGCAAAGCAACAUCGAGCCAUCGUUCUAACUACGCACUCGAUGGAAGAAGCUGAGGCUCUUUGUGAUCGGUUAGGAAUAUUUGUUGAUGGCAGCCUACAGUGUAUAGCAGAUGCGAAAGAGCUGAAGGCGCGAUAUGGAGGAACGCUGGUGUUCACCUUGACAAGUACAGCAGAACACUGCACAGAGGUGGAGGAAAUGGUGAUGUCGUUGUCGCCUAAUGCCCACAAGACUUAUCACCUUGCAGGCACCUUAAAGUUCGAGCUUCCAAAACAUGGGACGAGGAUUGCAGAUAUUUUUGAAGCUGUAGAGGAUGCGAAGAAGAGAUUCCCGGUUCAUGCAUGGGGUUUGACAGACACCACUCUGGAAGACGUCUUCAUCAAGGUUGCUAGAGCCACUUGAGAUUGGAGUAAUAUUAUGCGUUAGGGUCGGCCUUAAGCAAGUGCAAGUUGUGCCUACGUCCAGGGCCCCUAAAAAAAUUUUAGUUUUCAAUUAGUGCUAAGGUUUGAAGUUUUCUAUAUAUAUGUAAUAAUUUAGGGCCUAUAAAUAAUCUUUCGCCUCGGACCCCUAAAAUCCAAGGGCCGGCUCUACAUCAUCGUCUUCUGGUCUGAAUCCUUUAUUGCAUGACCCAUACAUACAGAUCUUAAUGGGUGAUUGAAAUCGCUUUUGAUAAAUUUUGCUGAUAUGGGAGUAGUACUACUGUACUAAUACUCUCAAAUAGUAACAGUGUCCAUUAGACCAUUAGAUUAACAAUCAUACUGAAAUUAUGUCAUUUCAAAAUUCAAAUCAUACUUGAUUUUGUAAUUAAAGUUGAAAAUGUUUGCCAAAACCGUUACGAUGCUAAGAACGAUACAAACAACAAUGAACAAAAUAACGUUUGACAAUGAAAACUAAUCAAAAGAGACAC